AUGGCGCGGCGCAUCGCGCGCGUCGCCGCGCCCCGUCCCCGCGCGCGCGGGCGACGGGCGCUCGGACGCGCCGUCGAGCGCGCGGUGGAGAUUUUCUGGGACGUCGAUAACGUCCGCCCGCGGGCGUCGACCGUGGACGUCGUCAUCGAGCGAUUGAUGGACGCCGGACGGGCGUUCGGACGCGUCGACGCCGUGCGGGCGUACGCGAACGCGGCGACGAUCGAUCGGUGCGACGUCGAGGACGCGCUAAAGGCGCGCGCUCGGACGUGGACCUUGGACGUGUGCUCGACGACGGCGGUGGAUGGGGCGGAUCGAAAAUUGGGGGCGGAUGUGGCGACGUACGCGCGCGGCGCGGACGGGGAUGGAUUUCGGUUCACGACGACGCGAUGGGAGGUGGAGAACGAAGGUGAUGCCGCGGGAGCGGCGUGGAGGGAGGUGGAGGCGAUGUGGCGACGACGGGCGCGGGAGGCGCGGGAGGGGCUGCCGAUGAGGGACGACGCGCGGGACGCGGUGGAGGCGAUAACGAGAGGACGAACGCGCGUGGCGUUGGUGGUGACGAGCGAUAACGAUAUGCGGGUGGCGAUGGAUUAUGCCGCGGCGAACGGUGUGUGCGUUGUCGCGCUCGGGACGAUGUCGCCGAGCGUCGGAGGGCGACGGUCGAUGAAAACCAAGUCUGGUCGCGCGACCGCGAAAUCGGCGGGAAGAGAGGGGAUGACGAAGGAGUAUUGGAACGCGCUCAAGAUGGAGUGCGAACGCAGAGAGCUCUCGAGACUGAGUCUACUGCAAUCGUGCGAUGGUGCCUUGGUGUGGGAUCCCUCGCGAGAGUUCGAUGGGCACGCGGGACAAGUCGUGGGCGUUUGGCAUCCGGGACGCGCGAGCAUCGGUCGAUGGUAUUUCGCGCAUUAG
Molecule: messenger RNA, 906 nt
Organism: Ostreococcus tauri
Lineage: Eukaryota; Viridiplantae; Chlorophyta; Mamiellophyceae; Mamiellales; Bathycoccaceae
Product: unnamed product
Exons: 1
Coding region: 1-906 (301 amino acids)
Source: RefSeq, a predicted model, not a curated record